CCUGGUAGUCUUUUCCCUCUCUUCACACCUUUCCUUCAUCUUUUGCCGUACUGCUUUGUAAUAUAAAUUCACCAGAUGGCUCCGUCGACCUCAGCCAGCGAUGACGCAGCGUGGGAGAAGGAGGAAGGCAUCCCGAGUCUGACUGAUCCAUUCAUUCAAAAGUACCUCGAGGGACGCGAUGCUCUCGUAGCACAGGAGAAGAAGCAAAGAAGUGACCGCGUCUUUCGCGAGAAUCUAUCUCCAAUGAGCACUGAAGCGUGUGCUAUUGUUGACCAGAUCAGAUUCGAGGAACAGCAAACACUUUGGACUCGAGAGUACGAAGACAGCUUAUCCCAGGAUGGAGAUGUUUUCCCAGGCAUGAUGUUCUCCCUUGCCAAAAACCGAAUGGAAAGGAGUAAGCUAUGGAAGAUAAUUCGAAAGAUGCCCAAGGGCACUCUCCUUCAUUGUCAUCUCGAAGCCAUGAUGGAUCUGGACUGGGUGUUGGAGGAAGCCUUCGCGACCGAAGGUGUCUGUAUCACAAGCUCGGGGCAUCUGUCCACAGAAGCUGCACGAUUAAAGACCCCUUUCUCUUUCACAUAUGCAAAAACUACGACCGCUGAAGGUGCUUCGAUCUGGAUUGACUCGUACACCACCGGUGCAGUGAUUCCAAUUGCUGCAGCUGCCGACAGCUUUCCAGGAACAGGGCGUAAAGGCUUCCUAGACUUCGUCAAGUCACGCUGCACCAUCACUGCACAGGAGAGUCUCAAGCACCACGAAGGAGCCAACGAAAUCUGGCGGAAGUUCCUGUCUUGUUUCCCAAUUCUCGGCAGCCUGAUCUACUAUGAGCCAAUAUUCCGGAAGUUUAUCAGGAAGAUGUGCAAGCAGCUUGUGGAUGACGGAGUCUACUAUGUCGACAUGCGAUCGGCCUUUUAUACUCCAUACAGGAGUCUGGAGAGCGAAGAAUGGGACCCCGAUUACUUCAACUACCUCGAUCACAUGGAUGAUGAGAUCGAGAAGUUCAAGGCGUCAGAAGAAGGGAAAGACUUCUGGGGAGCACGCAUGAUAUGGACGACUGUGCGGCAAUUCGACAACCGUGGCAUCGUCGAAGGCAUGAAACAAUGCCUCGAAAUGAAAGCCACCUUCCCUCACCUAAUCUGCGGCUACGACCUCGUCGGCCAAGAAGACCUCGGCCGCUCCCUCUCCUCCCUCUCCCCCCUCCUCUUCUGGUUCCAAAAGCGCUGCGCCGAAGAAGGCCUGAGCAUUCCCUUCUUUUUCCACGCCGGCGAAACCCUCGGCGACGGCGACAGCGUUGACGAAAACCUCUUCGAUGCCGUCGCCCUCGGCACACGCCGCAUCGGUCACGGCUUCUCCCUCUACAAACAUCCCUUACUCAUCGACAUGGUCAAAGAGAAGAAGAUCCUGGUCGAGAGCUGUCCGGUAAGCAACGAGGUGCUGAGAUUGACGGCCAGUAUCAUGUCCCACCCGCUACCGGCGCUGUUGGCGAGGGGUGUCCCGGUGGCUUUGUGUAAUGAUGAUCCGACGAUCCUGGGACAGGGGGCUAUGGGUAUGAGCCAUGACUUCUGGCAGGCGCUGCAGGGGUGGGAGAAUCUGGGGUUGGCGGGGUUGGGAAGUCUUGCGGAGAACAGUGUGAGGUGGGCAAGCUAUGAAGACCUGAGUAAUAAGGAGUGGCAAGCUGAGAUCAAGGAUGGCAUGUUAGGGAAGGGGGAGAGGGCGAAACGGUUGAAGGAGUGGACGAGGAAGUGGGAGCGGUUUUGUGCGUGGGUUGUGGAGGAGUAUGGGCCUGAUGUGGAUUUGGAUCCUGAGGAGUGAGGUGGCGUUAUGAAGGUCUCUUCAUCGAGAUUCAACUUCGAACGAUAAGUUCGCUUUAGCUCUUGUUCAACACUUGUAGACUGGAAUUAAGGAUAGACGGCGUUGGAUUUGUUAGAGCAAAAUAAAGGAACCGUUCGAUGCGGUGGUCAUACGACGUUCAUAUGAUCUAGGAGCUGCUUGUAGAAGACAGAAAUUUGAACUGAAUGACGAAGUUUUCGCAACGAAACGCCUAUCGAGUACAAGAGUCAAGCCCCAAAAUAGAAAAUAAUU
Mytilinidion resinicola is the source of this 2079-nucleotide messenger RNA. Its product is annotated as Metallo-dependent hydrolase. The coding region runs from base 76 to 1809 and encodes 577 amino acids. The record is from RefSeq and is a predicted model, not a curated record. NCBI's taxonomy places the organism in Eukaryota, Fungi, Ascomycota, Dothideomycetes, Mytilinidiales, Mytilinidiaceae. Gene Ontology annotation, molecular function: adenosine deaminase activity. The transcript has 3 exons. Gene Ontology annotation, biological process: inosine biosynthetic process; adenosine catabolic process.